AUGGAACGUGAGAUCAUGGUAAAGGAUGGUGAAAUUCUUAAGGUGGACGAUUCUUUUAAAAUUAUUAAAAAGAUAGCCAAAGUUGGUGGUAAGCCUGUAUUCCAAACAUUGUACACCGUUUGCAAAGAGUAUGAAGAAGUACGUGCAAUGGUUUUUGUACCGACAAAAGGUCACGCACAUGUCAAACCAUUGUUGUGCGCUCUUAAGAAAUCGUACGAGCUAUAUGGUCACACCAUGCCAAAAAUAGCUUUUACAGACAUUGUCGUAGGCAAUCAGAAGCUCUUUGAAGACAUUUCCCCUUCCUUGAUAAUUGAUGUAAAACAUGUUGAUGAUGUAAUGGUCGAAGUAACUGAUCAAGAACACGAACUACCCGUGUAUGAAAUUCCUUCGGACGUCACAGUUGAAUGUUUAAGUAGCAUUGAUUCCAUUGACUUUUUUAUCCAAACAAUUUUAAAUGAUAGUCAUUAUAGAAGAACCAGAGACAAGGAUGUUGUCGCCCGGUCCAAUUUGAGUCUAGCCGACGCUUGCAAGGCUGUUCUCAGUCGAAAAUUGAACAAGGAUGAUCGUAUUAGGUCUGGAAAUUGGGAGGAAGCGCGCCUCAGCGAGGAUCAAAUAAAGUAUGCUGCUGCUGAUGCGUACGUUUUGUUGGAAAUAUAUGACAAGCUAAAACAUUUCUCAACAAUUGGAUUGGCAAUUGGGGGUGAGUCACAAGUUGGGACAUUUGUAAGUGUUUAUGCUGGGUCAUCAAAAACAAUUUUGGCACGUGGAUCCAUUCGCUCGAAAGAUACGGUUCAAUGGAAUAGUAACAGCAUUGAAGGUUCUGCAACUAUUCAGGAAAGACAAAGAAAGGUCAGAAAAAGAAAUAUUGCUGUUAUCGAGAUCACGGAUAUAAUGUUAAGGCUGAAGUCAGCAAAGCCACCUUUUACUGAAGUACCGCUGUCAUCCUCACAAAAUUCUGAAGAUACGCCCAUUAGUAAUUUCAACCAGGCUCAAAUUAUUAUUGAUGAUAUUUCCAUUUCAGUUGAUUUGGAUAUGGUAAUUGAUGAUCAAAGUGAGGAUGAAGAAAUUUACAACUUUAUCGAGCAAAAUAACAAUACUGACGUCGAUACACUUUUGAAUGUCAAUAUCCAUCACGAAGAAAGCAACGAUGACAAUAUGUCGAACAUGUUUCCGACUCGUGUUUUAAAAGACAUAUUCAAUUUAAUGGAUAUGAUAAAAGUAUCAAAGAGACGUGAGGACAAGAGAGCUGUAGAAGAGUAUCUUGAAUCUGUAGACGUUACUUGGGACAAGGCAAUGUUAAUCAAGUCGAACUGGGUGCUCAAGCGAGUACGUACAUAUGUACGAAGUCCGGAUGUUCUUUUGCCAGUGGUCGAUAAUCUUUUCAAUGUUGACAGACAUAUUAAGUGCGCUGUUACAGGAUUCCCGCUAUUCGACAGACAGGGUUGGAACGAUACUCCUGGAAUUUUAUUCUACUAUUUGAUCAAGGGAGAUUCGCGCAGAUUUUCUGUGUAUCGUUGUACGAGAGGCACAAAUUCUGUUGAAGGUGGUAUCCACCAAAAUAUUAUUCGAAAGUUUAAUUCUUUUAAUGCCGGCCUAUUUUUGGCCGAUUGUGCUCUCGCUGAUUAUCGUCUGCGCCACAACAUUUCUGUUGGAAGCAGAAAUAGAUUUAAUAUCGAGCAUCGAAGCCAUUACAACCCAUGGCUUGUUCAAGCUCUGAAUACGUUACGUGCUGAUUUUGAUCAAGAAUUUAUUCCGUCAUAUACUAACUCUUACGGUAUCUCUCACCAUCUUGUUGAUUCGAACGAAAAAUUUGGAAUAUGCCCUGUUUCUCAGGAGAUUAUAGAUACUUUCAGUUACCUCUUACCUUUAAGACAAGAUUCAGAAUUAUUGUCAAAAGGAAGAAAAGUUAUCAAUAACGGAAAAGAUUUUAAUUUACAAGUAUUGGCCCAAGGUGUUUUGGAAGUGAGCUCGCUUGUUGCAGUAUUUUCAGAUGCAUUGAGAUCAACCAGGUACAAUGAUUACCACUAUCUGGCUAGUGCACAAGGAAUUAGAUUUGCAUUGACUCCCGUACACACAUAUGAGGAGUAUAAACUGUACAAUAAAGUUGUCAAUAAUCAUUUCUCAGCUCAAAAUCUUAACAAUUAUUUCACCUGGGUAGCAAUAUUUAAAGCAUGGUCUGAAAGAUAUGACAGUAAAUACAGAGAUAACAGUUUGAUUAACCAGGCUCAGUGUGAUAUGAUGCGUAGCAACAUUCGAAAUGAAUCACGUUUGGUAAAUGCUCAAACACCCAGUACUUUCACCCAUUUGGGUUCAAGACAACUGAGCACUAACGUCAUCAGUAAUGAUCUGAAUAUUCCUGUUAUUAUCAGCUCUUUGCGAACUCCCCAAAUUACCAGACCAGCUAGAAUCAUUGCUCCAACCCUUAUGACAUUAAUCGACAGUAGUAGUUCUUUCGCAUUCCAACAGCCUCAUCAUAGUCCUAGAAUGCAAAUUCCUCGAUUGCUAAAUAAUUUUACGCCUGCGAUUACUACCAUCUUAUAAUAUACUACAAUUCAUACCUUUUUGCAACACGGAAUUUAGACCCCGCUGAAAAAUGUAUUUCCGAGGGGGGUCUGGGGGGAGGGGCUUGAC
Messenger RNA from Mucor mucedo, 2631 nucleotides. RefSeq lists its product as uncharacterized. Gene Ontology annotation, molecular function: 3'-5' exonuclease activity; nucleic acid binding. The transcript has 11 exons. The record is from RefSeq and is a predicted model, not a curated record. Gene Ontology annotation, biological process: nucleobase-containing compound metabolic process. Lineage: Eukaryota; Fungi; Mucoromycota; Mucoromycetes; Mucorales; Mucoraceae. The coding region runs from base 1 to 2541 and encodes 846 amino acids.